CCCCGGAUCCCGCGCGCCCCGCGCCCCCGGAUCGCCCGCCUGCCCCCCGCAGAGCUUGCAACGGGCAUCGCAGCUCCAGCGCUGACGUCCGCCGCCGCCCCCCUCCCGGGCACCCCGGGCCGGCCCCGCGCCGCUUGCAGGUGGCGCUCGCACCCGCGUCCUCGGGCGCCCCCUGCCGGGGAGAGCGCGGGCGGGAGCCGGGCCGCGGCGCGCGGCAGGCCGGGCAGAGGGCGCGGGCGCCGGGGAGAAGCCGCGAGCGUCCCCGAUGGUGCCGCCGCCUCCGAGCCGGGCACGCGCGGCGACGGGGCAGCUGGGCAGGAGCUUGGGUCCGCUGCUGCUGCUCCUGGCGCUGGGACACGCCUGGAGCUACCGCGAGGAGCCCGAGGACCACGACAGGGAAGUGUGCUCGGAAAACAAAAUCGCGACGACCAAAUACCCGUGUCUGAAGCCCUCGGGCGAGCUCGCGACCUGUUUCAGGAGGAAGUGCUGCAAAGGAUAUAAAUUUGUUCUCGGACAGUGCAUUCCAGAAGACUAUGACGUGUGUGCAGGGGCGCCCUGCGAGCAGCAGUGCACAGACAACUUCGGCCGCGUGCUCUGCACCUGCUACCCCGGGUACCGCUAUGACCGGGAGAGGCACCGCCGGCGGGAGAAGCCCUACUGCCUGGACGUGGACGAGUGCGCGGCCGGCAACGCCUCGCUGUGCGCGCACACUUGCGUCAACACGCCGGGCAGCUUCCGCUGUGAGUGCCGGGCGGGUUACGUGCUGGAGGACGGCGGCAGGACGUGCACCCGGGCCGACAGGUACCCCAACGACACUGGGCACGAGGAGAAGUCGGAGAGCGCCGUGAGAGCCGGGACCUGCUGUGCCACCUGCAAGGAGUUCCAGCAGAUGAAGCAGACGUUGCUGCAGCUCAAGCAAAAGAUCGCCCUGCUCCCCAACAGCGCUGCCGACCUGGGCAAGCACCUCGCCAGGGACAAGGUGCUGGCCUCCAACGCGUACCUGCCGGGCCCCCCUGGCCUGCCGGGGGGCCAGGGCCCCCCUGGCUCUCCAGGACCUAAAGGGAGCCCCGGCUUCCCCGGGAUGCCCGGCCCCCCAGGACAGCCGGGUCCCCGCGGCUCCAUGGGCCCCAUGGGCCCGUCUCCGGACCUGUCUCACAUCAAGCAAGGCCGGAGGGGCCCCGUGGGCCCGCCGGGUGCCCCGGGCAGGCACGGUGCCAAGGGGGAGCGAGGGGCUCCGGGGCCCAGGGGCUCUCCGGGCCCCCCCGGCUCCUUUGACUUCCUGCUGCUCAUGCUGGCCGACAUCCGCAACGACAUCGCCGAGCUGCAGGAGCGCGUGUACGGGCCCCGCGCCCACACAGCCGACGGCUUCCCCGCGCCUCAGGAAUUCUCCAGCUACCCCGAAACCCUGGACUUCGGCUCGGGAGACGCCACGCCACCACGGACAGAGGCCGGAGACUUGGGCGCCCCCGGAGACGUUUUCCCAUAGCCCCCUACCCCCACCACACACACACACACACACACACACACACACACACACACACACACACAGAGCCCGUCUCCAGGCGGAAGGAGGAGUUUCCACCUGCUCGUCAGCUGCUCCAGAAAAGGAAAGCCGGCCCGCAGACUGGGAAAGGAUAUGGCUGUGUUUCCAGAACCUUCUCCUGCCCUCUGCCUUCAUCUCUCUUCCAAACGCUCUCUCAGGCCGGACCCCAGACUUCUCCAGCCGCAACGGGACUCGGGAAGGGGUGUCCUUGCAAACCUCCCACUAAGGCUGGGGGCGUUUCCACAUGGCACCCGUGGGCUCCGGGGCCGAGCGUGCCCCUGGGAAGAGCCCUCUGGCCAGGGAGGGCAGGCACAGCCCCUCGGGCAGCACCCUCGACUCGUCCCCACACAGGCUCCCCUCCCUGGUCUGACAGUAUUGGGGGGUCUCUGCUCUGAGACUGAGACCCUCCGAUGGCCGUGGUCUCCGCCACGCUCCGCCAGGGGCUGUUCCCUACACGGCCACUCCUGGGCGGUGCCUGUGUGGCUGUUUCCUUUCUGCCCAUCAUCUCUCGCUCCUUUGGGGGAUUUGUUGAGAGACAACCUACCGCCGGGCCUUGCCGGUGCCCGAGGGUCGCUCUGCUGCCCCCCUGUAAGGCAGGGAGGGGCCGGGUCUGUCUCUCCCCCCUUCCUGACGCCUGCCUCGCCCUGGACACUCUCUGCUCUGUCUCUUGCAUCUUUCCUGCCCCGCCUCCGUCUCUCAGACCUUCAUGGUGGGCCACCCUCCGGCCUGCAGGAGACCCACCCCAAAACCCAGCCCUGGCUCACUUGGACUAAGAUGGCCGAGGCCAGUGGUGGGCGAGGGCGGCAGCUGGUCCAUCCUUGGCCCCAUGAGACGGUUAAGUCUGGCUCCCGUCCUUUUCCUGAAGGAGCAGUUUAUGGUUUAAAAGCAUUCUUUCUUUCUGUUGUCAGCUGCACAUCAAAUAUGACCACACGGCACAGUUUGCCCCGGGAGAGGCAGACGGACGGGUGGAUGGAUGGAUAGAAGAAAAAGACAUGACGAUGGGAGUAUCUGCAGAAGGUGCCAUUCGGCCCGCCUAUGGCGUCCCACAAGGUCCCUGUGCAGACGGGACUUUACAGAAUCCAAAGGAAAAGCCACUGGAGGGUUAAUCUGCUGCAGUUUCGCAGAACCCUUUUAUGGCAUUACGGGGAGUGAAGACCUUGUGUAGCUUCCCCCUUUUGGCAGACGCGCCGGCUUCGAGUCUGCAUGGCCGGGUAACGUGGAGUGUAGGGCAGGGCCUGAUCAGUGCGUCUGUCUGGGGAAGGGACGGGACAGGGAGCCUGCUGCUGAAAAAUGCAAGUUCCUUCAGGAAACGGUCCUCCCUCCCCCUCCCGGAGGGAGACUUUGAUGUCCCAGAAAUGGGGGCAACUGAAGGUGCCUCCCCUCUCCUGCAUUAUUCCAACCCCUGCCACAGGGAGCUGACUGAUCACAAUCAUAGGUAUAGAGGUCUAUCCACAGUCAAACACCUGUCGGCAUGGAGGCGAGGGUGUGUUAUGAGGAUGCCGGGGAUGGAAGCCCGGCCAGGUUCCCUGGGUAUUGGGCCUGGAGCUUUCUCCCUGACUCGGGGUGACAGCAAAUCCCCUGUUAUACUCGGGGAAUUGCCCCUUCUCCUCCUCUCCCAGCACCCCGACCUGUCAUAGAGAUAGCAUCCCCAUUGUGCAAACACCUUCGAUAAACGCCCCUGCCAAGGAAAUGUAUUUGCAGGAACACAGAGCAAAUGGGCAAAGAGAGGAAAGCCAUUGAGUCACAAAUAACAGAGUCCGGGACGUUGGCGCCAUUCUUGGUGCCAUCAGCAAACAGAAUUCACAACAAAUCAAAAUUAGAACUUAGGGGGGUCAGAGAGAUAGGACAGGGGGCAAGGCACUUGCCUUGUAAAUGGCCAACCUGGAUUCGAUCCCUGGCAUCCCAUAUGGUCCCCUGAGCACUACCAGGAGUGAUUCCUGAGUGCAGAACCAGGAGUAACCCCUGAGCAUCACUGGAUGUGGCCCCAAAACAAAACUAAACAAAAAAAAAUAGAACUUUUCAUCUGCGAGAAGGAAAACAACAUCUGUCCUGGUUCCAGCCUAACAUCUUGGCGUCCUCAUGCUCUUCCCCCAAAUGUCAGUGACACUCUUGCACAUGUCCCAGGGACCUCCACGUUCCCAACCAGACCCACCCCCCAACCUCCCCUGAGGACUGUUCAUGGCAGGUCCAAGUGCAGGCGAGUGCGUCUCUGUUGUGAGGGUGACGCUCUGAAGGGCAGGAUGAGACAUCCGUGCUUAAUAACAAAGUUAUUUUUCUUA
Molecule: messenger RNA, 3822 nt
Organism: Sorex araneus (European shrew)
Lineage: Eukaryota; Metazoa; Chordata; Mammalia; Eulipotyphla; Soricidae
Gene: CCBE1
Product: collagen and calcium binding EGF domains 1
Exons: 11
Coding region: 266-1486 (406 amino acids)
Molecular function (GO): calcium ion binding
Source: RefSeq, a predicted model, not a curated record